This is a messenger RNA of Striga hermonthica, 1613 nucleotides long. The record is from the annotation of a GenBank genome assembly. Lineage: Eukaryota; Viridiplantae; Streptophyta; Magnoliopsida; Lamiales; Orobanchaceae.
AUGCCUCCGGGGAUUCAAAGGGUUCACAUAAAUGGCAUCUAUUAUUGGAUGGCCGGUGAUGGUGUUAUCCUCUCCUUUGACAUGACUACUGAGAAGUUCCCUUCCAUUUCCACACCUCUUAUUCCCCUGCCCCAAACUGAUCUUCUUAAUUACUUCAGUAUUAACCUUAUUCUUGCUGAGUUUAAUGGACAGCUCGCCACUAUUGUCCACAGUGAUUUGGAAUCAUUAAGUCUUAAUUCUUUCCAUAUUCAAAUUUGGGUAUGGAAUCAUGAAUCAUGGUCUAGAGUGCUGUCCAAUGUCGGUAUUGUCAGUGGCGUUGCAUAUCGUAAACUGUUGGGCUUCUUCAACAAUGUUGAACUAUAUGUUCAAUCCUGGGAUGGUGAAGUGGCAGCCAAUCCAAGCGUGCCUGUCUGCUCCAGCUGGAAUAUGACCAAGUGUAAUGGUUGCGAGGUUGAGGCAGGGAGCGACAGUGAUCAAGAAAGCAAUGAUGAAGUGAGAUCAUCACGAAAGCAUCAGAAACGUGCUCGUUGCAAAGUAGAACCUCCUACCUCAAAAGCGUCAGACAGUCAAUUCCUUUCCCCAACCCUAGGUUUGAGUUAUGGUUGCCUGUCAUUGUUAAAGAAGAAACGCUCUGGAGGGAGCAGACCUCCUCCUGUUGGAAAAAGGACGCCAAGGUUCCCCAUUUCCUUGCCAUAUGACACUAUGCGCGAUGAUAAAUAUUUUUCUCCAACCAGUAAAGGGUUGCAACUGAAUGCUAAUGCUGAUGAUGAUGAAGUAGCUCACGAAAUUGCCAUAGCUUUGGCAGAGGCUUCACAAAGAGAACUAUUUUUAGCUGAAAUGGCCAACAGGAAACUCUUGUCUGCCGACAUGGAUGAAGAGGAUUUAGAAUGGAGCACAGAAGCUGACACGGGCGAGCUGUUCAAGUAUAAGUCCAAUGCGGUGGAAUCUGAAGAGUGUAGUGGAACAGAGGAAGAUCAAAAGUCAGGGUUAAUCAGAGGCAAGUUUGAUUUAGAGGCCAACAACACCAACAUCUCGAAAUCGCCCAUGCAGAGCCAGAGAAAGAAGAGCAAAAAGGUUCUCUUUGGAAAAGAUGAAGAACCUGCUUUUGAUGCUUUGCAAGCUCUAGCUGAUUUGUCACUCAUGCUGCCAAUGGAAAAUGAAGAUGAGUCAAGGGUGCUGCUUAAAGAAGAACCUGAUGAUCUUGUUGAUGAGUAUGUGCCAUUAGAAUCCCAGCCAGCAAACCAGCCCAGAGAAAAACGCAAAUCUACAGGUGUAAAAAUGAAAGGGCAUCUAUCAAGUUUUGGAGCUGCUUCCAGCAAAAGAUCAAAACCUGGAAAAAGUUCAGCUUUAGAUGCUUUCUCUAUUCCCGAAGAAAACCAGGAUUCUAUUCAAUCCAACACGAAUAAAGUAAGGAGAAAACAGAAGGUGCAAGUGUCUAAGAAUGCAAAACCUGAAUCUCAUGGUGAUAUUCUUGUUAGUGGAUCUCCGAGAACCGAAGUUGGUCUCGUGGGAGACAAACUAACUCUCUCUGCUCCGAACGCUCUCAAUGUCAACAAACUGACCGUUCCACCUGGUGAAAAACCACAACAACUGUCCUUCCCGUCAUUCAUGAG